Physella acuta is the source of this 8472-nucleotide messenger RNA. Its product is annotated as serine-rich adhesin for platelets. Gene Ontology annotation, biological process: actin filament organization. Gene Ontology annotation, molecular function: actin filament binding. The record is from RefSeq and is a predicted model, not a curated record. Gene Ontology annotation, cellular component: adherens junction; cortical actin cytoskeleton; apical plasma membrane. NCBI's taxonomy places the organism in Eukaryota, Metazoa, Mollusca, Gastropoda, Physidae.
AUGAGCAAAGAUUAUCUAAACUUUAUUUCACCCGACGACCUUCACCUUUACACAUCUUUGACAUCCCUGAGGCCGGUGACACAGAACAGACAAGGUAUCGGCAAGAUAAACAACGCCCCGACAGAUAAAAGCGGCUCAUCACGUGGCCACCCCCCACCCUCGGAGCCCCCCUGGUCGCCCUUUGACCCGCGACAGCCCUCGCGGCCCCACGAGCGUUACCAUGACAACUACUGGCCAUCCACCCAUGGCCAGCCGCCCAAAGACAACUUCUCCGGCAUGAACAGACGCCGCUCGGAUGGUCAGUAUCUGUCCAGCUCGCCCAGCGGCCACCACCAGCAGCAACGCCAGCUGCUCGUCACGACCAAAUCCUCGCCCAACCUCGCCAAGCCGGACGUGCACGAGGAGGAUGAGCACGUCUCGCCGAGGGCACCGACUCACAUAGUCUCCACAAAGUCCAGCCCCAACCUGCUGGACGACCUGGGCGGCGAGUCCCGUCACCUGGACCUCGACCAGCGACUCGUGGCGCCCUCUAGCAUGACCCGGUCCUCGUCUGACUACAACGUCAAGCAGGGGAUGUACACAUCUAACUCGGGGAGGCCGUACAACCCGGAUAUGUACAACCCGGAUAUGUACAGCCCGGAUAUUUACUCCCCGGAUAAAAAACUCCGGCACUCGCUGCCCUCCCACAGCCUCCAGCGCUACCAGCCCGACUACGAGAACGUCAACACCCUGGUCUCGGCACCGUUAAGGAGCGAGAAGAUAUCCGAGAUCGACGACAUCGACGAGGUGACCGGCAGGGACAGUAACCCUCAGUCCCCGGAAACCAAGCCUUACAACCCGCUAGGGGGCGCGGGUCUACCCACCCGCGACCCGGCCAGCCUUAAGUACAUUAAAGUCAAUCAAAACCACGAGAAGUAUCCCUCCUGGCCGGUCACAAAACCCAACGGCGCUUCCGAGCAGACGCAGCCAAUCAACACGCGAGCUCAGUCCAUGACGGACAACACCAACACAAGUAAGGAGUUUCCUCAGAAGCAAAGGCUGGCUUACACCCCCGGGCUCCGGCCCUUGCAGGAGAAGAACAGCCCCGUGGCUGAGAGAAAGGGGGACGACGGGAAGGGCAGGAACACCAGCGACCCUGGGCUCAAGUCCGAGUUUGUUUACGAUAACCUCGGCCGUGUUAUCAGGCGAAAGUACGACAACAACGAAGACAAGUUUGAGGAGUUCUACAAAAACUCCGUACCGGGAUACCCGCCUCCCAAAAUGGAUCCAGACGGACACAACUUCGGGGAUAAGGAGUACAAUGCCCCCUCCCCUCCGGAAAGAGAAACCAAAGGCAUAGACAAACAAGAGUUAUCGUCCAUGUUAGGGAACAUCGGGGAACAGGGCUCUCAGAGGGAACCAGGUCCACGACCAGUAGGAUCUAGCCAGUUCCUCUCCAGCUCCAUGCAAAACGUCCGCCCGUCGAACCUGAACAUUAAAAAUGAGAAUCUUCCGUACGGACAAAAUACCCGAGUGGAUUCUGGAACCAGCCCGCUGGAUGCCAGCCCGAUGGAUAAAAACUUUCAGUCAUCCAGCCAGAGGGACAACCGGUUUCACUCGGACGCUCUGCGGCCAAAGUCCUGGCAGGAUCCGUACAAACAGUCGCCGCCAUCUUGGCAGGAGAGGAACUAUCAGGAUUUCCGAGAACCCAAACAGCCCACGCCAAACUCCGCUCCCAACAACCAAAGUCCGGGCUAUUCAAACCUCAGGUCGUCCUACCCUUUCAAGAAUGACUCUGUUGCACACAGUGAAAGACCGGCAGAAAGUGCCGGCUCUCCCGGCUUGAAUGUUUCUCGAGACAAGCAACAGCCCAGUGAUAAAAAUAGACCGUACAUCGUCAAAUCAACGCCUUACUACAACACUAGCACCCAGACCGAGAUGAUGCCUUACGCCAUCAAGAUGUCCAACCCGUCUUCUCUUGCCUCCAAGCUGAGAAACGCUGAGACACAGGUGGGGGAGUUCGGAACGCAAACUUCACCAAAAAGUGCCGACGACAAUUCUAAAAUGUUCGAGGAAAAAUCAAUCCAGGCUAGAAUGUCUCGAGAUUUCCAACCCCCUGACUCCGAGUUUGAUAGGAAAUUUCCUAAAGAUGGGGGAAAGACUGAGGACGUUUUCAAAUAUCCGUUUGUUUCCAAAUCAACGCCUUUCUCCGGCAUUCAAGACAUCCAGGCCAAAUACGCCACGGAUGAGAGUCUGGAUACCGGAACGGCCAGUGCCAGUAACAAAAACGGGUUCUCCAGUCUUGGCGACAACUCCGCGUCGAUUCUCCGUAAACUCUCCGAGGAGUUCUACGGCAACCGUCUCGGCAUGAUGCCGGAGAAACGGAUGUCUUCCGCGUCGUCGCAGGAAGCGUCACCAAGACCGGACCCCGCCGCCAACAUCCAGCAGCCGGGCAUGCGCGAGGCCGAGUCCUACAGCAGUGUGGUCAUCCACCACGACGUGGCCAGCGGCCUGUUCGGGCGAGACGACUUCGGUUCCGUUUCCAGCAUUGCAGAUUCUACGGCGUUUUCAGAGCCCAACUCGAGCUUUAAGAACAAUGAAUCCAGAACGAGACGCAGCCUUGACCCCAUUUUUACUAGUCAGAAAGCCAGGUUCCAGCAGCAUGACCCGAGGGUGUCGUCCUCAGUGUCCGGGUUGGGUCACCACAGAGAGUUAAGUGCCCCUUCUUCAACCAGCUAUAACCCCCUUGUUGGGAGCCAGCUGUCGCCUAGCACCAGCACAAAACCCUACAACUUUCCCGUGAGAAAAUCUGCGGACGCUGCCGUCUUCUCUUCCCAUUCUAAAAGUGGCUCGUCAGACUCCAGGUCCACCAAUAGCGGUUCUAUAACUAGCACUUCCGAAUCUCCGAUUGGGCCUGGUGGUCAGCUGCCGAGUUCAUCGACCUCUACAUCCGGUCAGCCAAAACCAGCAGAUGAUGUUCAAAGGAAGCGUUUGGACUCGGACUCUGUGUUCGUGACGGCCGAAGAUGACCUCCCGGAUUACGAGUUCAACCGGAAGCCGUCGAUGCGGAAAGCGUACGGCAUCUAUGACGAGACGGAGCGUCUCAUAUCCCAGAACAAACUACCAGCCAAAGCCAGUGACUCCGCGUCGCAACCCGACGGAAACACGUACGUCCCGAUGUCUCGCGUCAGUAAAUUCUCUGACUCCUUAGGUCUUGGCCUGAUCCAGGAAGAGUCUGACAACCCGAACCUCGGCGAGGAUCAUUCUUCCACGGUAGUUUCCGGUUCUGAGAAACUCAACUCGGGAGUACGGACGCCCUCGGAGAAAGUUGACGAGAAGAAGAAGUACCCCUGGCAGAACGAGGCGUGGCUGAAGAAGCAAGCGGACGUCUCUAAGAUGAGCAACCUAAAGAGGACGACGUCGGAGCAGAUCCCCGUCAUCAAAACAAACGCCAGCUUCAAACUGUCCAGCUACGACACGGACAGCGGACGGUUCCAGAACCCUGACCACGCCAAAAUCCGGUCAUUCCCAGGCCCCUCGCCGGCUUUCAUCAACUACAAAAACAACCAGCCUGCGCAUGCGCGGACCCACUCUGAAGACCUGAGCCAGAGCGAGUCGGAUCUGAAGCGGCGCCAGCAGCAGGCACUCUUGUCCUUCUACCAACGUAAGACCCACGAGCACGUGCAUGCGCGUGAUUUCUCCACAGACUCGUCCAUGUACGAGUCGAUCGAGAGCACAAAUUCAUCCGAGUCCGUCGCGGACAUCAUCUCCAAGGCCAACGAAAACCUGGCCAAGAGCGCCCAGCGUGUGGACAGCAUCCGGCGGUCAAACUCAUCCUCCUCCCGGGGUUCCGCGGAUUACAUGGACAUGGGCAAGUCCGACAACCGGCUACGUCGCGAGACCGAGUGGAGUCGGCUCCGGUCCUCCGGCUCUCUGAGAUACAGCCCUGAUCAUGACCGGUACAGCCGGUCGAACAGGAGCUCUUUCGCCUCCGAGAACCACUAUGAGGACAUCAGCAUGUUCACCCAGUCGACGCGCAGGGAUUCGAUCGCUGAAUCCAUGGAUAUUAAUGUUGAUCCUAGCACCGCUGACGCGAGCAUGGACAGUGGGCUAGUCGCAUCUCCCACCUACCAGAACUUCCCCUCUAAAAGAAGGACCCCACCCCCCGUGCCCCGCACCCCAAGCCCAGACAGCACCCCUCCAGCCCUGCCCCCGAGGAAGUACCGUGAAGCCCAACAGAACGCUGACAACAAGCCCAGCAAUGCACAGGAGGCGCCACGGUCUCCCGUCUCGCCCAACGAGAAGAGCCGCAUCACCGUCAUACCCCUGGGCAAGCAGCUGGACGACCCCGCGGUGGAGAACGUGCACAGAGAUUUCAAGAGCUUGAGGAGCCAAUGGGAGAACAGCUCGCCGAGGGAGGAUAAGUACGCGGCGGAGCUGAGGAAACAGGCACAGAGACUGAGCGGGCAGCAGCACCCUAGCGCCACGCCCAUGACGGUGCUGAUGUCCAAGCCAAAGACGAACAUUGCCACGACUUUCAUGCGCGAACCUGCCCUGCCACAAGAGGCUGUCUCGCCAGCUUCUAACGCGCCAGCCACUUCCUACCAACCACCCAACCUCCCAACCACAUCCUACCAACCAUCCAACAUCUCAACCACAUCCUACCAGCCACCCAACCUCCCAACCACAUCCUACCAACCACCCAACCUCUCAACCACAUCCUACCAACCACCCAACCUCUCAACCACAAGGCCAACAAACGAACCAGCAAACUCGCCGGGUAGUGUCACGAACAAAUCCAUCGGACAGUCCUCGUCUCCACCACAACCCACCCCUCCACCAUCCACCGGAAGAGCUUUCGCCCUUGAAGACACCCGCUCUAGAAGCAGCUCCGAGCUCGUGACCAACCACCAUGGCGGCGCUGGUCAGCACGGGGUCAAGACCAUCCCCUACGCACUCAGGGACAGGAGCGCCUCUGACCACGACGUCCUGUCGGACAGGCGACAGAGGCAACACCCGCACGAGACUCACUUCGGUGCCUCGCCCGAGGGUCUGCCGGUGGCCGUCACACAGUGGAGGAACGGGCGUGGUCCCGGGGAGGGAGAAGAUAUCAACAGACCAGACACGGGGUACGCGGCUCACGCAGAGGACGAUUACGUGGAUAGCUUGGAACAGGACGGAUUUGCAGAAGGCUCGUACAUAGGACACAAGAACAAAAAGACGCGCGCUAUUGGCACCUACCAGAGGUCAAAGUCCGCGGCUGUCUUGCCGGACAACGGCGCGGACAGCGAGGAGCAGAAGCUCGGACAGCAGUCCUGGAACAGCGAGUCUGUCCUGACCCACACUGACUCGAAGGAUGAUGGGGACAGCGGCGCGGUCAGUUCACAGGAGAGUUUGGUCUCUGCAACCGUCGCCCCACCCGUACGCCCAGCCCGGCCUAGUCUACAGGCCAGACAAGCAGGUCACCCCACAGGUGGCGCUUCAACACUUCCUGCCGUGGAACAGCAGACGUGGGACUCCAGACGACCUUUGACAGAUCCUCGAAGUUUCGACCCCGGCCAACAGCCAGGUCAAUGGUCUGACCAAGGCCAAUAUGAACAUGAAAACCAGUCGUACCGGUGGCCAUCUGAAGAUGGCCAGAGGGCCCAGUCCAGUAAUGGCCCGGUCUCUCAAUACUCGCCUCAGAGGAGGAGUCUUCAGACCGACCCACGGGCCAACUCUCUGAAGACAUCCUCGCCAUCUUCUAGUCAAGACUACAACAAUUACACCAGGGACUUCCGGGCGGAUGAAGAACUACCGCCCAUGUCUCUCCCCCCUCGGGAUUAUCAAAGAAGAGAAAGCGCGCCUGUAAAACCCAUGUCUUCCGCAUCCAGUCCUGAAAACAAACUCACCGUCGUCACCGACACGUCGCGUCGCAGGUCCGACAGCAGCGUGCAGUCGUCUGCUCGCUCUGACCACAGCGGAAGUGACGUGUCUGCCGGACACAGCCGGCAGCCGUCCCAGGAGGAGCUGGAGUGUGACGAGAAAGCCAAGCAGCUGGCCCAGGAGCUGGAGGACAAGGACCAGAAACUGUCGGACGUCCUGAGGCUGGACGUCACCAAGAAACGCAUGCAGUACAUGGACGGCCUCUUCUCAGAGUCCAUGGACGCCGGAAGUGGUUUCUCUGAGAGGCCCGGAUUUAAUCACAGCACCAGGUCUUCGCUCAAAACUUCCAGCCCCCAGCACCAGAAACUUGAAAGUUCGUUGUCUGAUCCUUCUAAGAGAAAUUCUUUACCCAAAGAAUAUUACGUGUCCACGUCCAAAGCUAAGAUGGAGAUGGAACUCCGUAAAAAUGAAGAAGUCGGUAAAGUUAUGACAAGGGACAUUACCGAUAGCAACGCUCUUAUGAAACAGAAGGAAGAGCUGAUAGAUAAACUCCACAAAAAACUGGAAGUGUUGAAAGAAGAGAAGGCUGUCCUACAGCAAGAGAUAGCGGAGAACGAGCAGCUGGGCAAGGAGGUGCUGGUGAUAGUGGAGACCAAGUGCCAGUCUCAGAGUGAAAAAGACAAGUUUAAGACUUACAUAGAUGACCUUGAAAAAAUUGUCAGGCUGUUGCUCAACUUGUCUGGUCAGCUGGCUAGGGCUGAGAAUGCCCUGCAAGCAUUGCCUGCGAAUGUUGACGCUAAAAUUAAAAAAAUGACUGAAGAUAAACGAGAAAGGCUUUCAGCUAAACAUGAAGAGGCCAAGCUACUGAAAGAUGACAUAGACAAACGCAGUGAUCAGCUAAGCCUGGUUUUAAGAGAGAGACUGGACCAUGUGGAGUUUUCGGACUACACUCACUACAUCAAGAUGAAGUCCAAACUGACCAUUGAUCUACAGGAAUUGGAUGACAAAAUUACUCUUGGUGGGGAACAAAUCCAGGAACUAAAGAAAAGUAUACCAGACCGAUCAGCAACAUAGCUUGUGGAGUGGGGAACAAAUUCAGGAACUAAAGAAAAGUAUACCAGAUCGUUCAGCAACAUAGCUUGUAGAGUGGGGAACAAAUACAGGAACUGAAGAAAAGUAUACCAGACUGUUCAGCAACAUAGCUUGUAGAGUGGGGAACAAAUCCAGGAACUAAAGAAAAGUAUACCAGAUCGUUCAGCAACAUAGCUUGUAGAGUGGGGAACAAAUACAGGAACUGAAGAAAAGUAUACCAGACUGUUCAGCAACAUAGCUUGUAGAGUGGGGAACAAAUCCAGGAACUAAAGAAAAGUAUACCAGAUCGUUCAGCAACAUAGCUUGUAGAGUGGGGAACAAAUCCAGGAACUAAAGAAAAGUAUACCAGAUCGUUCAGCAACAUAACUUGUAGAGUGGGGAACAAAUACAGGAACUGAAGAAAAGUAUACCAGACUGUUCAGCAACAUAGCUUGUAGAGUGGGGAACAAAUCCAGGAACUAAAGAAAAGUAUAUCAGAUCGUUCAGCAACAUAGCUUGUAGAGUGGGAACAAAUCCAGGAACUGAAGAAAAGUAUACCAGACUGUUCAGCAACAUAGCUUGUAGAGUGGGGAACAAAUACAGGAACUAAAGAAAAGUAUACCAGACCGUUCAGCAACAUAGCUUGUAGAGUGGGGAACAAAUCCAGGAACUAAAGAAAAGUAUACCAGACCGUUCAGCAACAUUGCUUGUAGAGUGGGGAACAAAUCCAGGAACUAAAGAAAAGUAUACCAGACCGUUCAGCAACAUAGCUUGUAGAGUUGGGAACAAAUCCAGGAUCUGAUUCCAAACCAUAGCCAAUCAGAAAUCAUAGACAAAGUUGGAAGGUGGAUGUUGAGUUACACUUUUAUAUUUGAAAAAAGCUGGUUCCCACUACCUUUUCAAUUAAAAUGUCAGUUUUUUUCUGACAAAACCAAGCAUGUUAGUUUUAUUUUAAAAGUUGCAUUAAUAAAAUUGUGUUCUUGACAAGAUUAAAAACAACUCUUUUUUAGAUUCAGAAAUAAGUAUGUAUUUUGUAAAACAAUUUGUUCAUGAUUAUUACGUUUUAAUUUUACAUAAUUUUUUUACAUAAUUUUUGUAAUGUGUUUUAUUAUGGCUGGAAGUGAUAUGUAUCUGUGUUUUACCAGUCUGUGUAAAAACAAAUUCAUUGACAUGUGUGUGAUUUGAUUAUAUGAACUAGCAUCCUUUGAAAUGUUUGGAAAUCUCAAACUUCAUCUGAAUUUUUUAUUUUAAAAAAAUGUGUUCACUGUCUUUACAUAUUGAAAACAUGUUAGUGAGGUGUGUUAAAUUAUUUAAAAACAUUUACAGAAUUUUAAAAACUUAAGCUUAAGAAGCUGUUUUGAAAUACCUUAUUGAACAGUUUAAAACCAUAUCAUUUCGCUGAUUUAAAUGAAAUUUCACAAUUUUUUAAAAUCCCAUCAUCAAUACAUUUUUUUGGUUAAAAUCUACGGUUUAGAAACAAUUUGAAAAUAUUUUUUAAAGGUGCCACUAGAUAUUCCUUUGUGUUUUUACAUCAAUUUUUUAACCGAAUAUUUUUUU